This is a messenger RNA of Propithecus coquereli (Coquerel's sifaka), 527 nucleotides long. It is a transcript of the gene IL4, whose product is annotated as interleukin 4. Gene Ontology annotation, cellular component: extracellular region. The coding region runs from base 66 to 527 and encodes 153 amino acids. NCBI's taxonomy places the organism in Eukaryota, Metazoa, Chordata, Mammalia, Primates, Indriidae. The transcript has 4 exons. Gene Ontology annotation, biological process: positive regulation of T cell differentiation; positive regulation of isotype switching to IgG isotypes; positive regulation of interleukin-10 production. The record is from RefSeq and is a predicted model, not a curated record. Gene Ontology annotation, molecular function: growth factor activity; interleukin-4 receptor binding; cytokine activity.
UGCAUUGUUAGCUUCUCCUGAUAAACUAAUUGUCUCAGAUUGUCAUUGCAAACAGAGAUCUAUUAAUGGGUCUCACCUCCCCACUGAUCCCUCCUCUGUUCUGCCUGCUAGCAUGUGCCGGCAGCUUCGUCCACGGACACAGAUGCGGUGUCAUCUUAACAGAGAGCAUCAAAACUCUGAACGUCCUCACCGAGAGCAAGACUCCGUGCGCCGACUUGACGGUAGCAGACGUCUUCGCUGCCCCCAAGAACACCAGUGAGAAGGAAACCUUCUGCAGGGCGGCGACCGCGCUCCGGCGAUUCUACAGCCAGCGCCAGGACGGAGUCUGCGGGGGCGCGGCUGCCUUGCCGCGGCUCCACAGCCACCCGCACGUGAUCAAGCUCCUGAAAGGACUGGACAGGAACCUCUGCAGCAUGGCACACGCGAGCCACUGUCCUGUGAGUGAAGCCAAGCAGAGUACACUGAGAGACUUCUUGGAAAGGCUAAAGACGAUCUUGAAAGAGAAAUAUUCAAAGUGUCGGAGCUGA